GCCCCCAGUGAGAGAGCAGGGAUGACAGUGAUGCAAGGCAUGCUCCUGAGCAGCCUGCAGCCUAUCCACACCGCCCGGACCAGUUUGGACUAUACUCCUCAUUUACAACUCUCCAUCUGUUCCCCACCGCCUGUCUGCACCUUAGUUUGGCUUGAGCGCAUUUUAAGCAACAGACGCUCUCAAACUGGUUCUUUUUUUGGUCAUGAUUUUAACAUCUUUUCAAUGAUUUUGGAUCCCAAAACUCGCAGUUGUCCAUUCUUCCAAAUGCUUCGCCUGCCAGUGACGCUUUGCAUGUGGGUCUAACCGGUGGUUCCAGUCUGCGUCCAGGCACAUCAGGAGAAAAGAAAAGAAGCUUGCACGGGGAAUAUUUGAUUCUUUUUUUUAUUAUUUAGAAAUUCCUCUUUAUCAUUUGGAAGCGCAUCCACUAUUUUGCUCCCACAAUGGCUGAUGCCAACGCUGAAUGCAAUAUCAAGGUGUUGUGUCGAUUCCGUCCUCUGAACCAGUCCGAAAUUAUCCGCGGAGAUAAGUUCAUCCCAAUAUUUCAGGGAGAAGACACUGUCAUCCUCGGGGGGAAGUCGUACGUGUUUGACCAGGUGUUUCCCACGAACACCACACAGGAGCAGGUCUACAACACUUGUGCCAAACAGAUCGUCAAAGAUGUGCUGGGUGGAUACAAUGGGACUAUCUUUGCCUAUGGGCAGACUUCCUCGGGAAAGACACACACCAUGGAGGGGAAUCUUCAUGAUGCCAAGGGAAUGGGAAUCAUUCCCCGGAUCGCAGAGGACAUUUUUGAACACAUAUUUGCCAUGGAUGAGAACCUAGAAUUCCACAUAAAGGUCUCCUACUUUGAGAUCUACUUGGAUAAAAUCCGGGACCUACUGGACGUGACAAAAACCAACCUGUCAGUGCACGAAGACAAAUACAGAGUUCCUUAUGUGAAGGGCUGCACUGAGCGCUUCGUCACAAGUCCAGAGGAGGUGAUGGAUGUGAUAGAUGAGGGGAAGGCCAACCGACACGUUGCUGUCACCAACAUGAAUGAGCACAGUUCCCGCAGUCACAGUAUCUUCCUGAUAAACAUCAAACAAGAAAACGUGGAGACAGAGCAGCAGCUGAUUGGGAAGCUGUACCUGGUCGACCUAGCUGGCAGUGAGAAGGUCAGUAAGACAGGCGCAGAGGGAGCAGUGCUGGAUGAGGCCAAGAACAUCAACAAGUCUCUGUCGGCUCUGGGGAACGUCAUUUCAGCUUUGGCUGAAGGAACGAAAUCCCAUGUGCCAUACCGAGACAGCAAAAUGACUCGCAUCCUGCAGGACUCGCUGGGCGGGAACUGUCGCACCACGAUGUUUAUCUGUUGCUCUCCCUCCAGCUACAACGAUGCGGAGACCAAAUCCACCUUGAUGUUUGGCCAACGAGCCAAGACCAUAAGAAAUACUGUAACAGUGAACUUGGAGCUCACAGCAGAACAGUGGAAGAAGAAGUACGAAAAAGAAAAGGAGAAGAACAGGUCAAUGAAGGAGACUAUUCAGAGACUGGAGGCUGAGCUGAACCGCCUGAGGAAUGGUGAAGAUGCUUUGGGGCAGCUGAGUGAAGAAUCGGAGGAUGCCCCCCUGGCACCUCCAGAAAUGGACGAGCCGGUUCUUGAUAUAUGCAGCCCCUGUACCCCCUGCAGCCCCUUCAGCCCCUGCUCCAUCGCCUCCUCUAUUGUGGUUCAUAUUUCUGAGGAGGAGCGACAGAAAUAUGAGGAGGAGAUCCGCAAGCUUUACAAACAGCUGGAUGAUAAGGAUGAUGAGAUCAACCACCAGAGCCAGAUGGUGGAGAAGCUGAAGGAGCAGAUGCUCGACCAGGAGGAGCUUCUAGCAUCAUCCAGAGGAGACAGUGAGAAGGUGCAGUCGGAGCUCGGCAGGCUGCAGACGGAAAAUGAAUCUGCCAAGGCGGAGGUUAAGGAGGUCCUUCAGGCCCUGGAGGAGCUGGCCGUCAACUAUGACCAGAAGAGCCUGGAGGUCGAGGAGAAGAGCAUGCAGAACAAGCUCUUGGCUGAAGAGCUUUCGAAGAAAAUGGCUCACCUCAUGGCGCUAGAGGCGGAGCUGUCCCGUAUCCAGGAAGUGAGCAGCCACCAAAGAAAGCGCAUCGCUGAGAUCCUCAACGGGCUCAUGAGGGACCUGAAUGAGUUCAGCACCAUCGUUGGAAACAGGGACAUCAAGCUGCCCAUGGAGAUCACUGGUGCGAUCGAGGAAGAGUUCACCGUGGCUCGCCUCUACAUCAGUAAGAUAAAAUCGGAGGUGAAGUCCAUGGUGAAGCGCUGCCGCCACCUGGAAAACCUUCAAAUGGAGUGUCACCGCAAGAUGGAGGAGACGGGCAGAGAGCUGUCCUCAUGCCACCUCCUCAUCUCACAGCAUGAGGCAAAGAUCCGCUCUCUCACGGAGUACAUGCAGAACGUGGAACUGAAGAAGAGACAGCUGGAGGACAGCUAUGAUUCUCUGACUGAGGAGCUGGCCAAACUCCAAGCUCAAGAGCACAUGUCACAGGUCACCAGUGGAGAGAAUCGCACGUCUGUCCAGAGCUCCUGUGAUAUAAAGAGGGCGCUGGAGCAGCAGAUGGAGUCGCACCGUGAGGCACACAGCAAACAGCUUGGUCGCCUCAGAGAUGAGAUCAAUGAGAAACAGAAGAUCAUUGAUGACUUGACUGAUUGUAACCAGAAGCAGCAGCUGGAGUUGGAGCAACUGCACAGUGACUUUGAACGUCUCCGAAGCCAGGAGCAUCACAAGAGUCGGCAGCUGGAGGAACUGACAUUUCUCCAUGAACGACAUGAGCAGUCAAAGCAGGACCUCAAAGGGCUGGAAGAAACUGUUGCUCGUGAGCUCCACACCCUGCACAACCUCCGCAAGCUUUUUGUUCAAGACCUCACGACUCGAGUUAGAAAAAGUGCAGCGAUGGAGCCUGAUGAUACUGGAGGAUAUAUCACGCAGAAACAAAAGAUUUCCUUUCUUGAAAACAACCUGGAACAGCUUACAAAGGUUCACAAACAGCUGGUGCGUGACAAUGCAGAUCUUCGCUGUGAACUUCCAAAGCUGGAGAAGCGUCUCCGGUCUACAGCUGAGCGAGUCAAGGCGCUGGAGGGUGCACUGAAGGAGGCCAAGGAAGGAGCCAUGAAGGACCGCCACCGCUACCAGCAGGAGGUGGAGCGAAUCAAAGACGUAAUGAGGGCUCGUCCUCCCUUCCGACGGCCCCACGCUGCACUGAUAGCCAAACCGGUGCGUCCUGGCCACUACCCAGCCUGCUGUCCCACCAACCCGUUCUUCAUCCGAGGCUACAGCGAUCACCCCAUUGCCUUCUGCAACGCCGUUUUCCAUAACAGAAACAACCAGCCAGCAGCCGCCCCUUCUCCUCCCCAAACACCAGAGGGUGAGCCCAUGUUACCCGAGGAGGACACCCCUAACCAGAACAGCCCCGUCAAACACGUCGACUCCCACAACAAAGACACGCACGACAACGAUGUCCAGAACAGCACAUUUCCAGCUGAAGCUGCAAGUCAAGCAGACAACACUCCAGAGAUGCUCGAUUCAGAGAACGGAAACACCACAGAUAUCAAUGACAACAGCAUGUGUCUGAAUGUGACUUCUGUGUCCAGAACUGAUGUCUGUGACAAUCAGGACAAAGCCAAACUCUACAGCCUGCAGCCCGAGGCCUCAGCCAGCUAAUAGUCCUGAGCAGGCAGACAUUUUUAUCUGAGGGCCUCCUCUGUAAAUCUGCAUGCAGCUGAUCACUGUCCUCCCAGACUCCCCUUCCUCUCCCAGCCUCACCUGCUGUAAACAGACCUCCUGUGUCUCUUUUCUUGCGCCCUGCUUGCUCUUCUUCAAUCCCUUUCUUCCUUUCUGUGCUGUGGUGUGUUUGGGGUAUAUGUGGGUGACAGUUUGGCAAGCACAGCAUCUCAAACGCCUGACCUGGCAGCCCACACCCCGCUCCCCCUCGAGGUGGAAUACAAAAGGAACGCAAAUAGAAAGGUGGGGAAGAGAAGGUGCAGUGCGGUGGGUUACCACUAGGAGGUACUGUUUGACUCGGUGAGGGGCACUGUGAAAAUGAAACUCAUGAAUUCAACAGUGAGCUGAAGUUAGUCUUGAGCAUUGUUAGUAUUAUUAUUGUCAUUAUUAUUAUUAUACAUAUGGAGUAUCUGGAAAUGCAAAAAUACAGAUAUCUGAAAACACAAACUUGAAACGUGUCGAACAACAUGAAAACAGUGUGAAGCUUGUGCUCACUUUACUGAUAUUUACACUUUUGACUGCAUGUUGAUUUUUGAUGUUGGUCUUCGGCAUUUUUCAGAAAACACGUGAGAGAGGAAGAAAGCUAGUCAGGCAGCAUUGUCAUGAAAUUCUCUUCCAAAACCUAAAUGGAGAAGCGAAAGAAAUUUGUUUAAAUCCCAUUAAAAUCCCAUUAAAAGACCAAAAGCGAACAAUGCCCUUCACUGUCUGUCAAUUCUCUCUGACUUCCCCGGUCUGUCUGUGGCUCUGAAUAAAUAUUUAAAAAAACAGGCCAUGAUUAUAUUGUUUCGUUUGAAAAAAGGCUUAGUAAUUUCCUAAAACCACAGGGGCCUGCAGUUUUUAGCAAACAUGACUCAGAGCAGAGUAAAUAUUACAUUUGUCAGGGACUAUUUUCAGCCAUAGAUUAAAAUGCAGUCGAUGCUCUAGUGAGCACUUACAGCAGCAGGAUGGAGUGUGUGGGAUUCACUCUAAAUAAAUCUGCAUUCCCUGAGUUUAUUGUAAUGAACAGGAUAUUAACAAGUGAAAUAGUAUGGCUAAUUAAUGUGUCUUUAAUGGGUUUUGCACACAAGACGGCUAUAUGAGGCUUUGAAAACACAAGCAGUUCUUGUCAGGAUCAGUAAUUCGUUGUUGGCUUUGGUCUUUUAAUGGAAUUGGUUGGAAAACAAAAGAAUAAAAACAGACUUUUCAUUUGGCAAAAUAAUUCUAAAACAUUCUUCUCCCAUCCCCAGAAUAUCAGCCUGAUUAUUAUAUGAAUUUCUAGUGUCAACAGUGUCAGUAAUCAUAGUAACAACAGUUGACUGUUGCCACUUAGACUCAGCUGCGUUAGCUGAAACCUGGCCAAGCUUAAGCUUUGACAAAGACUACUUCUGAUAUUUGACCUUUUUUACUCAAGUUAUACAAAGGAAAAUGUAGUUUCUAUACAUAGUAAAGCAUGUGAAGCUCUUGAAGAGUUUUGUGUUUUGCCAACCUAGAAAACUAGAUGCUAUGUUACAAUGUUUUCUCUUAUUGGAUCAAAAGGAAACAACCUCCUGACCUCUCACAGGUUUUAGAACUGAAUUUUUGAAUCUUGAUGCUUUGUCUUGUUCUGGCAGUGGCAUUAUCUCACAAAGCACAGGAACGACACAGUGCUAAAUGAGGAAGCUGGUUAGAGCAUUGUUUAAAAUAAAAAUACGCAAAUAUUCAGUGGUUAACAUCAGUCGCCACGGCAUGUCUGAUUUUUGAUACGCAUCACUUGCUUUAACUAAUCAGAACCAACCGAGUGAAGACAAAAACACACAAAGGCUGAUUGUUUUUAAAGGACUCAUUGUGUCGUUGUAAAGAGACUUUUAAGCUGUAAAUCAUCCCUAAAAAACUGCCUGUCAGGGAUCGUCUGUGAAAUAUUCAGUCAUUGUCAUGUCAUCUAAGAGCAUGGCGGAGUGAUAACAAAAAAAAGUGUAGCAACUAUUUUUAUACUGCUAGUUUUAGUUAGAAAGAAUAAUAUAUCAUUUAGCAUUUGCACUAACUUGCAAACGUUAUUCAUUUGCUAUUUAUUCCUAAUUUAUACCACUUGUUGAAUGUGAAGCAUUUGUUUUUUAUUUCGAUGCGUAAAUGUUUUAUCCUCAUGUGUUUCUUACAGUAGAAGGUUUCGGGUUUCCACUGUCUAGCCAUUUUUGAAAAUGUAUGCGUGUGUGCGGUUCCAAAAUGAAUCCGUCAAGGAGACGACGACUCUUACGGCUCUUUGUUGAAACGCCUCAGUGAAACCAAAGCCUGAGUUAUAUAAAGAAGAUCUCGAUCCGUAAUCGGCUGUAUCUGUUGGAGACAUGCACAGAGGGUUACUGUGGGUUAUCAAGAGCUGAUACAGUCUUGUCUUAUCCGGCUGAGACACACUCACUGAGAUAUAACCCCUCAUCUGUCAGUGAGGUGUUUCACCUUUGACCUUUUGGGUACAGAUAAGUUAUAAAUCCUGGUUUACUUGGGGACAGUCGGAGUUAUCUCAGCAGAUAAGUUGAUUAACUUAGGCACUGUCUCCAGUGUUGGUUAGUUAUUCCAUGUUACCUCUCAGACUCCCUCUAUUGACUUCCUGAUCAGACAUUCAGGAUGAGCGAGUCAAGGGUGAAAUGGAGGAACUGUACUGAGCAUGUGUGUUCUCAGAAAGACAUAAUUAUCAGUCUCUUGCUGUUUGACUUUCUGUGAUCUUUGAAGUAAAACAGACCAAUAACAUUUUGUACAAUAGCCUCCAAACUAGAGUGUGAAUAAUAAUUACACAUAUGACGAAUAGAUGACCAACUGGAGAGAAGACUGACAGGGAUAGCAACAAACACAGCUGUGUUUAGGAGGAACGUUCAGUGUUUUGUUUUUUUUAACCACCUGGAACAUGAAGUGAAACAUUUUUUGCCUAAACUUGCGUGUAUUAUGGGAUUCAUAUUUCUGUACUGUGUGUUGUACAGUAAACCCUGAUCAAAUUUGAUGACGAUUUGAAGUAUUUGCAUUUUGCUCUAUAAAUAUUUUGAACAAAACCUCGUCUAGGUUUUUGUUCUUCAUUGCAGCCGUUUUAAAGUCUCCAACUCACCUACCAUGCAUGUUGUUGACCUGCGUGACAAAAUACUUGGAGAAAACCUGCACAACCACAGGAAGAACAUGGAAACUUUAUUUGGAAUUAUUUUGAAAGCAUGCACACACAAUGCAUCACUUACAAACGCACAAAGUUACGAAUUUGCCUGCUGCAGUUUACACUAAAUUCAUAGCAAUUUCCUUUUAAACGCAAAGGUGUUUCUUGUUGCUGACCCUCUCCUCUCAUAAAAAAUGGAAGUUUGUCAGAAAUGUAUGCAGCACUUCAGCUGAUUAUUUUCCUGAUGCUCUCUUUGUUCCUCUUCGUUGCUCUUUACUCUCGCUGUAACACUGCAAAUGUUCAAAUUGAGUCAUUCUGAAAGGUCAAAAAGGGUAACCAAAAUUGAAUUUGUUUACAUAACCUAUAGAAACCACGAGCUGAAUGUGAAUAGCUUGUGUUUUUUUCUUUGUUCCUUUUUUUUUUUUUGUCAAUCGUUGAAAACAGAUAUCCUGCCGACGUGCACUUUGGUUGCACAAGGAUCUGUAAAUGUUUGGAUGACUGAGUGUGCGUCUGUUACUUUUCUCACUGUUCUGUUAGUCUCACAGUAACUGUAACCAAACUGAAAAUAUUCUGGCAAGAUAAAUAAUAUGUGAUACCCUAAAUAUGCAGAAAUAGAACUGAAAUGUGAGUGGUUUAAAAAGAGAGGCAAAAUGUCUGUUUGUAUGUACAGUUGUGUGUGUUGGUUGGUUUGUUUAAAGCGUGUGAUUUAGUGCAUGGAGUACUUUCUUCUGUAGCCGCUGAGUAACAGUCCUGUUAUCUCACGAAAACUCAUUUCAAUAAAUAUGAUCCUGUGUACAUAGUGUUAUUA
Molecule: messenger RNA, 7648 nt
Organism: Acanthochromis polyacanthus (spiny chromis)
Lineage: Eukaryota; Metazoa; Chordata; Actinopteri; Pomacentridae
Gene: kif5ab
Product: kinesin family member 5A, b
Exons: 29
Coding region: 441-3695 (1084 amino acids)
Biological process (GO): microtubule-based movement; mitotic spindle organization
Molecular function (GO): ATP binding; microtubule motor activity; microtubule binding
Source: RefSeq, a predicted model, not a curated record